Molecule: messenger RNA, 1072 nt
Organism: Eubalaena glacialis (North Atlantic right whale)
Lineage: Eukaryota; Metazoa; Chordata; Mammalia; Artiodactyla; Balaenidae
Gene: CLPP
Product: caseinolytic mitochondrial matrix peptidase proteolytic subunit
Exons: 6
Coding region: 70-894 (274 amino acids)
Biological process (GO): protein quality control for misfolded or incompletely synthesized proteins
Cellular component (GO): endopeptidase Clp complex
Molecular function (GO): ATP-dependent peptidase activity; ATPase binding; serine-type endopeptidase activity
Source: RefSeq, a predicted model, not a curated record
CAAGCGCCGUGGGCGCAGAGCACGCCGAGAGUUGUAGUUCCGGCGUCUUGUAGAGGAACUUGCGCUGCGAUGUUGCCCCAAAUGUUGGUGGGGGCGGUCCGGGUUGCAGCAGGUCUGUGCCCCGCGCUGGGGUCUCGCCUCGCCGCCCGCCUUCCCCCGCAGCGGCCACCCGAGAACAGCCUGGCCCUGCAGCGGAGCCUGCACGCGACGGCGGCCCGGGCUCUCCCGCUCGUUCCCAUCGUGGUGGAGCAGACGGGUCGCGGCGAGCGCGCCUAUGACAUCUACUCUCGGCUGCUGCGGGAGCGCAUCGUGUGCGUCAUGGGCCCGAUCGACGACAGUGUCGCCAGUCUGGUCAUCGCGCAGCUGCUGUUCCUACAGUCGGAGAGCAACAAGAAGCCCAUCCACAUGUAUAUCAACAGCCCCGGUGGCGUGGUGACCUCGGGCCUGGCCAUCUACGACACGAUGCAGUACAUCCUGAACCCCAUCUGCACGUGGUGCGUGGGCCAGGCGGCCAGCAUGGGCUCCCUGCUUCUGGCCGCUGGCACCCCGGGCAUGCGCCACUCGCUCCCCAACUCCCGCAUCAUGAUCCAUCAGCCCUCCGGGGGCGCCCGGGGCCAAGCCACAGACAUCGCCAUCCAGGCGGAGGAAAUCAUUAAACUCAAGAAGCAGCUCUACAGCAUCUACGCCAAGCACACCAAACAGAGCCUGCAGGUGAUCGAGUCAGCCAUGGAGAGGGACCGCUACAUGAGCCCCAUGGAGGCCCAGGAGUUUGGCAUCUUGGACAAGGUUCUGGUCCACCCUCCCCAGGACGGUGAGGACGAGCCUGAGCUGGUGCAGAAGGAGCCGGUGGCAGCGGCGGCAGCAGUGGCAGAACCUGCCCCAGCGAAUGCCUGAGAGCUGCCCCUCACCCCCGCCCUCGCCCUCCGGAGGAAAGUGGAGGCGCCAGGCCUGCCCACCCCUCGACACUGAGCCUAGAGGGGACCCUUGAGGAACUCUGGAUUUGGGGGUGCCCCUCCGGGUGGGUAUCCCAGCUGAGACACUGUGAUUUUAAAUUAAAUCUUUGUAGACUUUG